AUGAAGCCCACCAAGGCAAUGGGAAUAGAUGCCGUUGUGUUUAUUGCCGCCCAAUUAAUAGGCUACUUAGUGGUGGUGGCGUUUGUGAACUGGUACCUCAUAUUCCCAGCACUUGUCCUGAUUAUCCUAAUCUUGCAAAUCCGAUGGAUUUAUAUAAAAACAGCGAGAGAUUUGAAAAGAUUUGAAAACAUGGCCCGGAGUCCCAUAUAUAACCACAUGAGCACUACAUUGAGUGGUUUGGCGACUAUCCGUGCGUUUGGGACACAAAAUAUGUUUAUGAAUCAGUACUACCGGUACCAGAAUGACCACACUUCCACUUACUUCAUUUAUUUAACCCGAGAUUUUGAAUUCUGGAGUUCCCGAGGUAUUAAUGGUCCAAGACCUGUACCACUUUUGGGGACUUAUUGGCAACUACUUUUAAAGCCAUUCCAGAUAGUUGGCCUGGAUAAUCAACGGCGCACCUAUAUAUGCACUCAACCAACAUUAACGGUGAGUGACCCGGAGCUGAUCAGAGAUAUGAAUAUAAAGGAUUUUCAC
Molecule: messenger RNA, 537 nt
Organism: Oppiella nova
Lineage: Eukaryota; Metazoa; Arthropoda; Arachnida; Sarcoptiformes; Oppiidae
Source: the annotation of a GenBank genome assembly